UGGAGUAAAAUGGAAAAUCUGAAGAUGAAAACAGAUGCAUGUUGCAUCCCCUUGGUUCCAUCAUUGUGUGCGCUCAUGCGCCGUCCCUCGCAGUAUCCCCCUGUGGCGCGCGGCCCCCGCCAAGCCUCCGCCGUUUAAAUGGGCCAAGUUGAGAAGCGGCGCAGAGUGCAAAUCUUGUUUGGUCUGGGUCUGUGAACUUCAGCGUGACUGCAGCAACACACACGGGUUCAAACCCAACAACUCCUUCCAAACGCCAUCAAUAUUACCGGAAUAUGACGACCCAUAGAGUCAGAUUUUGUCGUUUUUUAACAUAAAAUCAAGUUUUCCAGCUCAAUUUUCCUUUUAUUGUAAGACUUUUUCUAGAAUAUUUUGAUUUUUGCUUUUGUUUAAAAAAAUAAUACAUUUUUAUGAAUAUUCUAUAAUAAUCAAAUGAGACGGGAAGUGAUGCUCCGACCAGCGGUGAGCGCAAAAAGUAACCCUCUGUAAGUGGCUGAGGGCUUGCAGCAUGUCAGGUAUUAACAGAGCGAGAGAGAUUAAAUGUGGGAGGUAGGAGCUGUGAGGCUGUCGGAGAGCGCUGCCGCCGCCGCGAGCUGGAAACUACUGAAUGGGAAUCUAUCCGGCAACCUCGCCACACCGCUGUCUGACGGCGACGCGGAGAUUGUGUCUGAAGCGGAGAGGCGCGUCUCGGAGUCCGGCUCAGCCCUGCGCACGCACCAAGGGGACGGUCAAGUUGGAUCGAGGAAGCAGCUUUUCACUUGUUACCGGCGCGCGCUUCCCACUAACAUGCCUGCCAUCAAGAAGGAGCGUCUGGAUGGAGACGACAUGGCAUUGACCGCCUUCAACCAGUCCGAAUACCUGGCCCCUUUAAAUGCCACCGCCAUCCCCGUGGUGACCCCGCAUCCGCCGCCCUACGAGCACAUCUUCACCCAUCACCGCGCGUACUUGGGGCUUCACGACUCGGCGCUGCAUCACCAGCACCUCCACCAUCACACGGACGACUUAAUGCUGGAGAGGUUCUCCUCCAUCCCCGACUUUCAGCCUUUUUUCGACAACGGGGAGCCGUGCAUCGAGGUGGAGUGUGGCGAAAAUAAAGCUCUGCUUUAUAUCAAUAAACUGUGCCAAGGUAGUAAGGGACCCUCAAUUAAAUACAGGGGCGAGUGGCUCACUCCCAACGAGUUCCAGUUUGUUAGCGGGCGCGAGACUGCCAAAGAUUGGAAAAGGAGUAUUCGACACAAAGGAAAAAGUCUCAAGACUCUCAUGUCCAAAGGAAUCUUGCAGGUGCAUCCUCCCAUCUGUGAUUGCCCCGGUUGUCGAAUUUCAUCUCCGGUGAACCGUGGGCGCUUGGCAGAGAAGCGCACCAUCCCUCUUCCUCCCAACCGGGUGCCCAAGAAGGAGCUGGCCUCCAUCUUCAGCAGUGACGACAGCGAAGGCAGCGAGCGGGCCAGUGGAGACCAUGCCCACAUCAAGCAGGAGGACGACUUGCAUUACAGUAUCAUGAGAAAAGGUCGUGACAGUGACCUGUCUUCAAUCAUCUCCAGCCUUCACCACAGCAGACAGCCCGGCAUGCCCGAGGGUCAGUCAGCUUCGGACCACAGCACCAGUACAUCACGCACAGAUGACCUUCUAGGCAAAAGGAGGAGUUUCUCUCCAAACACCAGCAGCGAGUGUCCCACUGACAGCAAGAAACCACGCAGUGCAUCUCCAAAAGAAAACUCCGAGAGCCCGGUGGGGGAGGCAGGUGGGACGCACAGCCACAUGAGCCCUGAGGAGCAUUACAGGCGGAUGAUGUCUGCGCUCAGCGAGCCUGGGUCCUACGAGGAGCAGCAGCAGCGCCUCUACCAGUUGGCGAGCAGCAUGGGUCUGCAUGGCCACGACAUGCUGCGAGCUCGUCAGGAGGCUCUGGCUGCUGCAGUGAGGAAUCCAGCAGCUUUAGAAGCUCACCUGCCCUCAGCAGGCAGCUCUUCAUCAUCCAGCCAGAGACGCAAGCAAGGUCUCCCGCAGCACCGCGACGCACAUUUCACAGACAGAGAACUGUCGCAUCCCCCACCCCUCCUGUCACCUCCAACUGCUCCCCACAUCGCCUUAGGACCUCACCUGCGGCCUCCGUUCCUGGCCAUGCCGUCUGCGCUUUGCCAGGCCCCUGGUUAUGGUUUCCUCCAACCGGCACAAGCGGAGAUCUUUGCUCGGCAACAGGAGCUUUUGAGGAAACAGAAUCUGGCAAGACUGGAGAUGUCUGCUGAGCUGCUGAGACAGAAGGAGUUGGAAAGUCUUCACCAGCGGCAGCAGCAGCGUCUGCUGAGCUCCGACCAUUUAGGAGCUCUACCUCCUGGACUUCCUCCCGACAACCCAGCCCUACGGAGUCUCCACGACAUCCCAGAAGGACACCCGCUUCGCGAGGAGCUGGUCCGCCGCUCAAAUGCGAUGCUGGUUCUUCGGCAUGGAGCUGCCACGCCCCUUUUGGCCCUCAGUCAGCAGCAGCUGCAACAACAACAAGCGGCGUCCUCCACACCCAAAGAAACUCAGAGUGAUAGAGAUAUGCAGAGCUCCUCAUCAGGGCACAAUAGUGAAUCCAGAAAGUCGGCCCGCAGAGACUUACAGACGAACCUCUGCGCUGGAGAUCACAGAGGACGGGAGAGCAGAGAAAGAGACAAGGAAACAGAGGUGCACAAUGAGGAUAUGAACGAUUCUGACAGCGAAACAGACAUGUGCGAGGACAGGCGAGAGGCCCACGGUGCCAAUCCCUGCUUGCCCAGCAAACCGAGAGACAGGGAGAGAAACAGGGGCAAAGAGAAUGCCAACAAGGUAGCAUGCAGCAGUGCCAAGGAGACAGGAGAGAGCUCAGACCGGCUGAGCGCUCCUUGCAGCUCAGCGGGUAGAGAAUCGCCCAGCCGCCACAUUUUUGCCUCCGGACUGGGCAAGGCCGAUCUAAAGUACCACCUGCCUCCAGGGUUCAUGCCACCGCUUCAUGCUCUGCAGGCCCAGACUCUGCCCUUUGGAUUCCCGUAUGCCAGUCCCUACUUUCACACAGGCUCUUUGGGGGGUCUUUUCAUGGAUGGCGAAGACUCAGCCACAGCCAACCCCGCAGAGGAUAUCAGCAAGUGGAGCGUGGAGGAUGUGUGUGGGUUCAUAAGCAGCCUGGCUGGAUGUGCUGAAUAUGCACAGGUGUUUCGGGAGCAGGCCAUUGAUGGAGAGACACUGCCGCUGCUCACUGAGGAGCACCUGCUCAACACAAUGGGACUAAAGCUGGGGCCUGCACUCAAGAUCCGCUCACAGGUGGCCCGUCGCGUUGGAAGGCUUUUCUACAUGGCAGGAUUCCCGUUUGCGUUCCCGUUUCCUCCUCCUGCUACGCUGCGCCCCCUAGACAGAGAUCGGGAGCCCGUGACCGCAUCAUCCGACACCCCCGUGCCCCUCCCUCUUACCCUGCCACACCGACCCACAUCCUCUAGCAGCAGCUCAUCUCCGUACAGUGGCCCCACGCCAGGGUGCUCCUCCCCCAAGGAAGAAAACGGCACUGCUUCAGCAGUGGUGGGAAGAUUUGAGGCCAAAACUCCCUCGUAGGGAAGGUCUGAGAGAGGAGGACCUCUGACUAACCCGGGAAUGGAGGAGUAAUUUAAUUCAGACCGACUUCCCAGGUCCCGUGUGCCCCUCCUUCCUUUGCUCAAACCCUUCAACCUAUAAACUCAUGGGAAAAUCUUAAGACUGCAAUGAGGAACUAUAGGACAGCCUCUGCAGUGGCUGGAGCUGAACAGAAUCCAAAGAAACUGGGCUGGAAGGGAAACUUGAAGUGACAAAGGAACAGAGGGAGCAGGAGGAAAAUGAGACAGCUGGUCGCAGACAGCCUGCCAAAAGAAACGAGCGGAGCCCUGCCACAAAUGGACAUUCUUGUAAGUCAGACAGACGCCUAGCGGAAACCCUUCCUUCCUUCCUGGGCAGGAGGAAGUUCUUCAUAGUUGAUCUGUGACUGCAACUCGCUGCAGACCCCGGGAAUGAAAAAAAGCCUCACAUCUUUCCCUCUCCCCCCUCCUUCUCCUGCUCUUUGGGAUUUCUGAAGGCCAAACACCAGCGUGGCACUAUCUUUCCAGAGAUGAAACUACAUGCUGAGCGGCACUCCAUCUGACCAGCUCCCUCCUAUAUCGCUGCAACUAUGCAUUCCACUGUCCUGAUACCAAAGAUGAGCGGAUGUGUGGAAUUGGAACCGUGUUUUACAAUGUUUUUGCAUUACGGAUCUGUUCUCAGAGGAAGCCUGCUCCAACGGGGGCCACUAUGGGGCCCUGUGGACUCUUUUUGACAUGUAGAGCUUUCACUUUCUGAUACAGAAAAGGUUAAAAAACUAUCAGAAACAAAGAAGUACUUACAGGUUAUGCGGCUUGCCAUUGUACAUUUGUGUUGACUACUGUGGGAGGUAGGAAAAACAUGCAAAAUUGUACAGAAUUGCGCUUAAGAUGAAAAUAUUCUGAUGGUUACAUAUGUGGUACUUUCACCUUUUGUUAAAUGUUGUUGCACGAAUAAGGGUUUUCUCACUGAAAAUGUGACUUGCUGAACUUUGGUGGUACUUUUGUUCAUAUUUUUUUAAAGUGUAAUAAAAAAGACCAGACCUUCUAGUCUCAAACGCUACUCCAGCAUAUAAAUAUGAUGACAAAAAUAUUUAUAGGACUUCUAAUGUAGUAAAGCAGAUAAUGUAUUGAAUUUAGCCCUUAAGACGGAUUCCAAAGAUACUUUUUUUCCUCUUGGUUGCAGGGAUAAGAAGAGGCACAAAGCUCUUAAUGCAAAUGUUUUGAAUUUAAGCAAUUACAAAUGGUCCCUAGAUUCCUCUUCAAAUGUUUUGUCUUUAUCCUAUUUUUCUAUUCACCAUGCAGGUGAAAUAAAUCCUAAAGAAAUUCA
Messenger RNA from Oryzias melastigma (Indian medaka), 4881 nucleotides. RefSeq names its product sterile alpha motif domain containing 11 (gene samd11). Gene Ontology annotation, biological process: positive regulation of transcription by RNA polymerase II. Lineage: Eukaryota; Metazoa; Chordata; Actinopteri; Beloniformes; Adrianichthyidae. The record is from RefSeq and is a predicted model, not a curated record. The coding region runs from base 538 to 3558 and encodes 1006 amino acids. The transcript has 13 exons. Gene Ontology annotation, molecular function: DNA-binding transcription activator activity, RNA polymerase II-specific; RNA polymerase II cis-regulatory region sequence-specific DNA binding; protein binding.